This is a messenger RNA of Colossoma macropomum (tambaqui), 2467 nucleotides long. RefSeq names its product eukaryotic translation initiation factor 4E family member 3 (gene eif4e3). Lineage: Eukaryota; Metazoa; Chordata; Actinopteri; Characiformes; Serrasalmidae. Gene Ontology annotation, biological process: translational initiation. The coding region runs from base 164 to 841 and encodes 225 amino acids. The record is from RefSeq and is a predicted model, not a curated record. The transcript is spliced from 7 exons. Gene Ontology annotation, cellular component: eukaryotic translation initiation factor 4F complex. Gene Ontology annotation, molecular function: translation initiation factor activity; RNA 7-methylguanosine cap binding.
CGCUGUUAUUGUUGUUGUGCGGGUGACGCGGCGGACUGGCCGGCCGAGCCGCGCAUGAGUCAGCGCCACUGUGAAGGUCGCUCGCUUCGGAUGUGGUCACUAAAACUCUUCAAUCUCUGACGAUAACCCCGGAUUAAAUUCUAGUUAUCUGAAGCGCGAAAAAAUGGCGGUUCCCGCAGCCCCGAACCUGCAGCUGAACGCGGGGAGACAAAGCGGCAGCCCGGUCGACUCCUCCGACAACAACAUCCACAUCGACGAGAAGGAGCUGGAAAACAUCACGAAUCACGUCGAGGACGGCACGUCGCUCCCUCUUCACUCUCCGUGGACUUUCUGGCUGGAUAGGUCAUUACCAGGGACGACAGCAGCAGAGUGUGAAUCAAAUCUGAAAAAGAUCUACACAGUGCAGACAGUCCAGAGCUUCUGGAGUGUGUACAACAACAUACCCGCAGUGUCUUACCUCCCUUUGAGGUGUAGCUACCACUUAAUGCGAGGAGAACGAAGACCACUAUGGGAGGAGGAAAGUAAUGCAAAGGGAGGUGUGUGGAAGAUGAAAGUACCAAAGGAGAGCACAUCUGCUGUAUGGAAAGAAUUGCUGUUGGCUACUAUUGGCGAACAGUUCACUGACUAUUGUGCGUCAGAGGAUGAGGUUGUUGGUGUCAGCGUCAGCGUGCGAGACAGAGAGGACGUCGUCCAGGUUUGGAAUGGAAACGCAUCUUUUGCUAACGAGGCGAACAUCUUAGGAAGAAUCUACGAGCUACUUCCACAGAUCUCUUUUAAAGCAGUAUUUUAUAAGCCACACGAGGAGCACCAUGCAUUCGAAGGUGGUCGUUCGAGACAUUAGCAGGCUUUGCACAUUCAUCGGCUGUUAUCUUUUCACUCUUUCGUUCUUGGACUGACCAGAGAAAACGGACUGAAAACAACAAAUUAAAUUUCGCCUGAUCGGAAGCGCGCUGCCAUUUUACCUUGCAGGAGCCGAACUAUCCUAUGUUAAAGCUCGAUUUUGAUUUUAGGUAUUGCAGAUGAUCCCUGUGUGUUCUUGGCUAAUAAUUUUGAAGAGAUUAUUAGGCAAUAUCUAUAUAGUUCACAUGCAAGUAGCAAGUGUAAUAUACACACACAGCAAUGUUGCCAUGGCUUUUUUUUUUUAUUAUUGUUAUUUUUCCCCUUUUUUCUUUCAGUUCAAAUGUUACCCAGCGAGAUAAUCGCUGCUUGUCAGGAACUUGACAUUUCCACAACCAGGGUUUUGAUGUCCUGUCCUUUAGGUUACUUAUAGAGUAGUAGCUCUUAUGCUUUUACGCAGACAUGUUGCACAUUAUUUUAGACGAAAUUUCCUUUUGAUUUUAAACCUGAAAAGUGUUUGCCAGUGACGCCAGUGACUCCAGUGACUCUGGACCCCCCUGUUUUUCACAGUUUAUUGGAUUUUGUACUAAACGUAGCUCCUAGAACACGUUCUCGUCCUGGUCAGAGUCGUCCUAGAGGGCAGUUCAUCGUCUAAAUGCAGUUAGAAUAUUUUAUUUUUCAUAGUCUGAAAAUACUAAUCUGGAAAAAAACUAGGCACAGAAUCGAUUUUUUGAAGAAAUUUUUUAUGCAUUUAUGCUUAACAGCCACAUUUUCAUCAAUCACUCUUGUCUUUUUAUGCCAACGGUUGCUGUCCAAGUAUUGUUCGAUGCUUUAUCAUGUCCGAAAUUAAUGUUUACUGGUGAAAUGUGUAUUUUAUGAGGGGGAGCUGGUGUGGAUACGGUCAAAUGAUGACACUGACAAAUACCCAUGAAAACGUUUGGGCACUGGAUGAAUGUGUUUAGUUUUUUCUGUACCAAAGAGACCCCCCGCCCCCCCACACUCAUGUUGUAUUAUGUAAACAGCCCCAACCCCCCCCCGCCCCCUUCCUGCCCUCGUCUCUGAUUUGGUAUGAUCAGAACUGUGCAGUAGGAGCAAUGGCUGCACCUUUGCCCUGUGAAACAACUAAUACGUCUAAUUAAGUCCAUUAAGUUUUACGGUCUUUUUGUAUAUCCUGCCCGUUUUAAGCCGUCAGUUCUAGGCGUUUCUCUUGGUGUUAGUUUGUUCUUUUAACGUUGAUUUGUCAAAUGGAGUAACAAACUACAAGACGUAAAUCACGACUGGGGUCUUUUAUGUAACAAUGCACUAGAAGCACAACUGUAAGUCUGUCCUCCUGAUGGGCAAGGAUGCAGAAAAGAGUCUGUACAUGCAGCUGACCUUUCAUAUAGCAGCUUUUCCUAUGUAUUAUAAAUCUUUUUAUGAGACGCAAGUACUGAAAUGGAUAUUAUUUUUCUGAGCAGGUUUUGUUCUUGUUGGUAAAUCCAGGGCUCCCAGUCAGGAUGUGAGACCUCAAACUGAUUGUCAAUCUUCUGGAACGGUGCCUUGUGUUCUCCCAGGGUUUCACUCAUAGAAUAUUCUGUUUUAUCUCUACGUAUUUAAUCGGUUAUGAUGUAAAUUGAUUUUGCUUAUAGGU